Molecule: messenger RNA, 1673 nt
Organism: Bolinopsis microptera
Lineage: Eukaryota; Metazoa; Ctenophora; Tentaculata; Lobata; Bolinopsidae
Product: 60S ribosomal export protein NMD3-like
Exons: 10
Coding region: 80-1636 (518 amino acids)
Biological process (GO): ribosomal large subunit export from nucleus
Cellular component (GO): nucleus; cytoplasm
Molecular function (GO): ribosomal large subunit binding
Source: RefSeq, a predicted model, not a curated record
ACACGUCAUAAUAAUAAUAACCACAACAUGAUAACCACUACAACAACAUAAUAACCACUACAACAACAGUAGUGCUAAGAUGGAGUUUAUGGGCCCCCGAGAGGAGGCUCCACAGGAACAGAAGAUCCUGUGUUGUGAGUGUGGUACUCUCAUAACACCCAACCCUGCUAACAUGUGUGUGGCCUGUAUCAGGACUCGUUGCGAUAUCUCGGAGAACAUACCAAAACAGGUGAUCCUUCACUUCUGUCGGUUCUGUGAGCGGUAUUUGCAACCUCCGUCUACUUGGAUAUUGUGCGCUCUGGAGAGUAGGGAGCUCCUGGCUCUCUGCCUCAAGAAACUCAAGGGUCUCAAUAAGGUAAGGCUGGUAGAUGCUUCCUUCAUAUGGACAGAAUCCCACUCCAAGCGGAUCAAGGUAAACGUGACAAUACAAGGAGACGCGUUCGGAACAAUCCUUCAACAGCAGUUUGUAGUGGAAUACACAGUGCAUUACCAGAUGUGUGAAGUCUGCUGUAAACAAAAGGGUAGUGAUGGCGAGUGUUGGAGAGCGCUGGUACAGAUCAGACAGAGGACGAUACACAAAAAGACGCUGUUUUAUCUUGAACAGAUCAUAUUGAAGCAUAACAUGCACAAGGACCCUAUGACUAUCAAGGAGAUGGAGGGUGGAAUCAACUUUUACUACCAAGCUAAAAACAAUGCUCGAAAGAUGGUAGACUUCCUAAUGGCAAUGAUACCCUGCCAGUACAAAACAUCCCAGGAGCUCGUGUCACAUGACAUACAGAGUAACAUCUUCAACUACAAGUACACUUUCUUCGUCGAGAUUACGCGGAUUUGUAAAGAUGAAGUAGUCUGUUUACCGGUCUCGGUGUCUCGCUACCUGAACCACAUGUCCCAGGUUGCUAUCUGCACUAGAUAUCUGGUGAAUAAUAUCCAUCUUAUGGAUCCUAUCACUCUCAAGAUCGGUCAGCUGAACGCUGGACAGUAUUUCCGGGACGCAUUUGACGCCAUCUGCCACCAGAAGCAACUCAGAGAGUUCAUGGUAAUGAACAUUGAGCCUAUCUACAACCAAGAUAAGCAGUAUGGUUCUUACUCUCAUAAACACCAGCUGGCUGAUGUUUGGGUCCUGCCUCUUAACUCUCUUGGUACGGAUGACCAGGAGAAUGAGAUCCACACGAGAACCCACCUGGGUAACAUCAUACAGUGUGGGGAUUAUGUGCUAGGCUUCGAUGUGGCUCACGCUGUGGUCAACAACCAGGUCUUCGACAAGAUCAAACAGGGCCAGUUACCGGACAUUGUCCUGGUGAAGAAGAUAUACCCGGAGAAGGUAAAGAGGAACAAGGGGCGUAACUUCAGACUCAAGCAUCUGAGGAAGAACUCUGCUGCUGAAACUGUUACUGACGAUGGUAACGAUGGAGACUACAACGAUUUCCUGGAAGAUCUUGAAGAAGACCCGGAACUUCGUAAGAACAUAAACCUGUACAAGCGAGAACAGAAGCCCCAAUGGAUGGCAGAUGCAGAGGAGGUAUUAGCACCCAAGGUCGGACUAGAGGAGCUGCUGGAUGAUCUGGUAUUGGAUGUUGCUGACACUGACCAGGAUGGCAACAUGAUGACUGAUGAUGCUGAAAAUGCUGGCAGCUAAACUUUCUUUUGUUCUUUUAAAGAUUUUAAGUUUUUUA